This is a messenger RNA of Microbotryum saponariae, 3593 nucleotides long. Lineage: Eukaryota; Fungi; Basidiomycota; Microbotryomycetes; Microbotryales; Microbotryaceae. The record is from the annotation of a GenBank genome assembly.
AUGCCACCUCCGACACUCGUACUGCCCAAGUCCGACACCCAACCCCCACAACCACCACAUGCUGGCCAUGCUGGCCAUCCUACCGGUCCCUUGCCCGACCUGCCACACGAGCUGUUGAUCGCUCUGGGCCAGGCGAUCGACCGUGACGCGCUCGACUCGUUCGUGCUCAGUAGCAGUAACAGUAGCAGCAGCAGCAGUCGGUCAGGCGCAUCGGGCACAGCGGCCAACGGUGGUGGAGGGCCAUUGCGUGUCGAAGAACUGCUCAACGAGCUGAUCCCAGAUGGUCAGUCACGCGUGCUCGUUCACAAACCAGAGCGCUCGUCCUGACCCCGCGACCUCGUCUUGACCCCGCGGCGACCUCGUCGGACGACCCAGAACAAGCGAUCGCUCAAACACCGCUCGUGUCGCUGCUCUUGCGAGCCAAGGUACAAGACCUGCGCAUCGAGAUACAGGGCUUGACCCUCCUACUCGAACAAGAUCAAUCACCGGACAACAUGACCCUCAUACAGGAACUCAUAGGCGUUGAGUCCGCCGGCACUUGGGAGAUUUCUUCCCUUCCCCCCCCACCCCACUCACUCUGCCCCUCGCCCCCACAGGAACUGCUCAGUCAGGUCACCGCCAUCAGGGACGCCGCAACGGAGAGUGAAAUGGUCGUCAGGGAGAUUACCAGGGACAUCCAAUCGCUCGACUUGGCCAAACGCAACCUCGUUGCUUCCAUCACCGCUCUCAAGCGAUUCCAAAUGCUAGGUCCGUUCGGCCAACACGUGCAUAGAUCAAGUCACCCGUGGAAAGCUGAUCUUUUCGGUCAAAAUCCGAGACAGUCAACGCUUUCGAUCAACUCAAUCGACUGGCCAAAUCGCGACGAUAUAGAGAGACCGCACAGGCCUUGGGCGCGGUCAAGCAGCUUUCGUCCUACUUCAAGACCUACGGCUCGGUCGAUCGAGUCGCCGCCGUCAGUCGGGGCGUCGUCGAUGUGCAAGGCGUACUGAGAACGCAGGUAAUGAGGGACUUUGAAGAAGCGUGAGUGAAAUUUUUAUCAGAUCACGUCCAAAACGUACUCACAGUAUCUGGAGGGCCAACUUCACAGAUUAGCGAGCGAGGCAUCGAGGGUCGGCAAGAAUGGCCAACUCGCCGAUGCGUGUCUCGUCAUCGAUGCGCUGGGGGAAGAAGCCAAGUAGGUCCUGCCUUUGUUCAGCCUAUUUUUCCGAGAACUAUUGAUCCGAUGUGCAUUCUCCCAAACAGGAACGGUCUGUUCAGUUGGUACACCGUCCUCCUCCUGCGCGACUACCGCAAGGUCUUCGGAUCCAACUCUGAAGCCGGCCAACUCGACAACAUCUCGAGGAGGUUCGCAUGGUUCAGGAGGAUACUCAAGACCCACGAGGACGAGAAUGGGACCAUCUUCCCUUCAGUCUGGAGUGUCGGGGCCGUUUUGGCCGGGGGAUUCAGCGAAGUGACAAGGUGCGCUCGAAUCUGUUCCUGUGACGGGUGUCAGCCGACUGCAGCUGAUUGGCGCGCUCGAUUCGAUCGCCCACAGAGACGACCUCAAGAGCGUCCUCCAGAAAGCCGCCCCAGGUCUCCAAGUUGGCCUCUUGCUCGAAGCCUUGGGACAAACUGUCGAGUUCGAGCGCGAACUGUCGCGCACAUUCACGCUCCCCUUCGACUACAUCGCCUCGCUCUCGGCCGUACGCUCGGGUCGAUCAGGCCCCACGGCACCCAUCUCGGCCGUGUUCGAACCAUAUCUUGGCAUCUUUGUCGACGCCCAGGACAAAACCUUGUCGGAGAUGAUGGGCGCCUUCACCUCGUCCCGCGUGUCCAUCUCGCCCUCUGACAACCCAUCCGCAGUGUUGCCCUCUUCGACCGAGCUAUUCUACUUCUACCGAGAGGCGUUGGAGCGGUGCGCCAAGUUGAGCGUCAAGCAACCCUUGUUGGAUUUGUGCAAGGUCUAUCGCAAGUGGCUCAAGGUGUAUGCCGAGGACGUAUUAGCAGGGGCUUUGGUCAAGUGAGUGGAAUGUAUCCGGGGACGACUCGCACAGUCUGAGUGGGGAGGCUCACGACUAGUCUUCCUCAUUUUCUUAUCCCACAGAACCGAUCGAAGAUCAGUAGAAGGGCGAGGUCCCUCCUUGCACGAGCUCCAAACGGCCUGCCUGGUCCUCAACACCGCCGAAUACUGUCUCGAAACCGCAUCCCAACUCGAAGAACGCCUCAUCGAGAAGAUCGACGCUGAUUUCAAGGCCCAAGUCAGCCUCGAACGAGAGAAGGACCUCUUCGUCCAAACCACCUCGGCGAGUUUGUUGGCCAUUUUGAAAGAGUUGGAAAUGAGUUUGGAGGGACCGUUCAAUUUGAUGUUGAGGAGUCCUUGGAGGGAUGUCGAGUAUGUUUCGAAUGAGAGUCCGUAUGUAGCGGAUUUGGUCAGGUGCGUCGAGACGGUCGUUACUGUCGUUAGGGAUGGGGUCGAGCAGAAGAAAUUUGUCAGGAGCGUGUGCGAUAAGAUUGUUGGGUGAGUUUUUUGAGGACUUUCAUUGGGUCUGGAGGAAAACCUCGCUGACUACGGGUGCUGCUUGUGCGCAGACUCGUGUUGGCCAAGUUCACGCAGACGAUCGUCCGGUGUCGACCGAUUGCUCAGAUCGGGGCAGAGCAGGUGCGUUUGUGUUGGAUCACGGUAAGCAUGGUUCAAGUUGGUAGCUGACUCUCCCGUGACUCUGAUGCAGAUCCUGCUGGAUCUACAAUCCCUCAAGACGUGCUUGCUCCAUUUGGUCCUUCCUCCUGGCGAUACCUCAGCCGUGCCCAUGUCGUACGUACGAUCACGGCGUACGAACUGGGCUCUGCACUCACCAUCUCUUCUUACGAUCUCUCAGAUAUUCACGCUACGUCUCUCGAAGCGUCACCAAGAUCGACACGUUGCUCAAAGUCAUCAUGACGCCUGAAGAGCCCGCCGAAGAAUUCGUCAAGAAUUACCUCGUGUUGGUGCCAUGUCAAUCGUUCAGCGAUUUCCAAAAAGUCUUGGACCUGAAGGUGGGUGCACAACUCAGGAUGAUCUAGCGUAUAGUACUGGGCGCUGAUUGCUUAAUGUUUUGGCGGAGUCUCAGGGAGUUCGUCGAGCCGAACAAAACAACCUGCUCGACAUCUUCCUCGCUCGAACUUCCACCGCAGCGGGUUUGGACGACACGUCCUUCCUCACCUCGCUCGAUAUGGACCCGAACGCGGCGAUCAACUCGUUCCAAUCUCCUUCUGGGUCGGGAGUUAGCUCGCCUUUACUCGCUUCGUCGAAUACGAACUCGAAUGCUCUAGGUGGUAGUAUGGGCGGAGGAGGUGGCUUCCUCAGCUUGGGAGCCAGUCCUUUAGGCGGCUCAGGAGGCGGCUCAGGAGGAAGUCGAGAAGGUAGUCGGACGUCGACGCCCAUCGGUGGAUUCGGACGUGCCGGGUCCUUGAACGGACCUAGUGGUGGUGGUGGACAAGGUCAGUCCGGUCCGGGUGGGGGUAGUGAGGGUGGGCAUGGGCAUGGUGGGAAGGAGGCGUUGGCGGAGUUUAGGAAGUUUGGGCAGAGGAUCGGGAUGGCGUCGAGAUUGUUUAGUGGGAGGGAAGGGGCGCAUUAG